AACCCUCUCUGAAAAUGUCAUGUCCCAACAAUGUGACUUCUAACUCGUUUUUGAUGGACUCGUUGGCCGGUACCUGUAGAGGGGAGAAUUAUUCCUCCAGCCAAGGGAUGUACAUGCAGCCUGGGAGCGAUUUCAGCUGCGGAGUCAUGAGGAACUGUGGAAUUAUCCCGUCUCUUUCCAAAAGGGACGAGGUGAAUAGCGCUACCUUGUCUCUCAGCACCUAUCCAUCUUACCUUUCUCAGCUAGACACUUGGUGUGACCCCAAAAAUACGUACAGGAUCGAGCAACCUGUUGCAAGACAGCUCCCAUCCUGCUCCUUCCCAACCAAUGUCAAGGAAGAGAAUGUUUGCUGUAUGUAUAACGCUGACAAAAGGGCUAAAAAUGCCACAGAGGCAGCCCUCUACCCCAACCAAAUGCCUGAACCUUGCCUAAAUGACCAUGAAGUCCCCGUUCCUAGCUACUACCGAGCAAGCCAAGGUUACCCCUCCAUGGAGAAGACGUCAAACUGCAGCAAUCCAAAUGAGUUUGAGGCAAGUUUUGAAUCCAGGGCGAGCCUGAACCCAAGGAACGAGCAUCUGGAACCAGCACCACCACCACCUCCUCCUCCUCCUCCUCCGCCCCCGGUGGCUAAAGUGAGUUUCCCCGAAAACACAAAAACAGAUAAUACUCAGAACACAUCCACGAACGAAAUUAAAACAGAAAAAAGCGCCCCAGCACCCAAAAUCAGCCCUUCGGAUGCAGAGAAAGAGCUGAAUAAAAACACUGACACCAGCACUGACAAUUCUGACAAUGAAGCUAAAGAGGAUAUAAAGGCAGAAAACACUACAGGAAAUUGGCUGACAGCAAAGAGCGGAAGAAAGAAAAGGUGUCCUUACACCAAGCACCAGACGCUGGAGCUGGAGAAGGAAUUCUUGUUCAAUAUGUACUUGACCCGUGAGCGCCGCCUGGAGAUUAGUAAGAGCAUUAACCUGACAGACAGACAAGUCAAAAUCUGGUUUCAGAACCGCAGAAUGAAACUGAAGAAAAUGAACAGAGAGAAUAGGAUUCGGGAGCUCACAGCCAACUUUAAUUUCACCUGAGCUCGCCCCGGUGCAGGAGGGGGAGAUGGGGGAGAGAGGAGGAGCUCUGUGCGCUUUGGGGAGGCGGGGGGUGGGGGGUGUUAUUUUAUUUUAUUAUAUAUCUAUUUUUUUUUCCCCCCCCUGGGUAUAAAUGCAAUGCGUACGCGGAAAAGGAAAGGACCUCCAUCAUUUGGGUGUUUGCAGUUGGUAGGGAGAGAAGAUGCAGCGGUCUGAGCAUGAGGGUAUAUAUUGCAUCCGUGUUUCUAUGUAAAAAAAAAUAAAGGAGGCGGUGGCUUAAAAACCGCCCCGAUCAAAUGCUUUAAGUUAUUUACGUGCAGCACAAAAGCAGAAAGGACCUUCCUCGAUGCGUUUUUAUGUUUAGGGUAAUAGGUGCGUCUCGAAGUUUGCUUUUCAUAUCCUAGUGUUAGCCUGCCUCCUGUAUAAUAAAAAUGGCGAAAAAAUGGGUUUCAUAGAAGUGUCUGUACAUUCAAGUUGCAGUGGGAUCGUGCUCACAUCCCUGUAGUGAUGCGGUUUCUUCCAAUGAAGUGAUGCUAUCUACCAUAUAUUUAAGAGAGAGGAGAAAAAAAGAAAGAAAAAAAAAAAAAAAAAAAAAGGAAA
Messenger RNA from Coturnix japonica (Japanese quail), 1676 nucleotides. It is a transcript of the gene HOXC10, whose product is annotated as homeobox C10. NCBI's taxonomy places the organism in Eukaryota, Metazoa, Chordata, Aves, Galliformes, Phasianidae. The record is from RefSeq and is a predicted model, not a curated record. Gene Ontology annotation, cellular component: nucleus. Gene Ontology annotation, molecular function: DNA-binding transcription factor activity, RNA polymerase II-specific; RNA polymerase II cis-regulatory region sequence-specific DNA binding. Gene Ontology annotation, biological process: regulation of transcription by RNA polymerase II.